Messenger RNA from Pungitius pungitius (ninespine stickleback), 2533 nucleotides. RefSeq names its product gamma-aminobutyric acid type A receptor subunit alpha6a (gene gabra6a). NCBI's taxonomy places the organism in Eukaryota, Metazoa, Chordata, Actinopteri, Perciformes, Gasterosteidae. The record is from RefSeq and is a predicted model, not a curated record. Gene Ontology annotation, biological process: gamma-aminobutyric acid signaling pathway; nervous system process; chloride transmembrane transport. Gene Ontology annotation, cellular component: postsynapse; dendrite membrane; synapse. The transcript is spliced from 10 exons. Bases 95 to 1444 code for a protein of 449 amino acids. Gene Ontology annotation, molecular function: inhibitory extracellular ligand-gated monoatomic ion channel activity; GABA-A receptor activity; benzodiazepine receptor activity.
CGCCAAUAAGGACUGUAGCUCUGUUUUAACUGCCCUCAAUGCUGUUGUACAAAGGAUGAUUUGUGUCGUGAAUUGACGGCAUAUUUUGGGAUAAAUGCUGCCCAGGAUGGCCAUUCUGACAUUUACUUGUGUUACUUUUAUCUGCUGGAUAAAUCUUGGUAAUGUGCAUGGAGCUGAGAAGAUCUACUCGGACAACAUCACCCUAAUUUUGGAUCGACUUUUGGAUGGUUACGACAACAGAUUGCGACCUGGAUCUGGAGGUGGUCUUACAGAGGUGAAAACAGACAUCUUCGUCACCAGCUUUGGACCUGUAUCAGAUGUUGAGAUGGAGUACACCAUGGACAUGUUCUUCCGUCAGAUGUGGGUCGACGAGCGGCUUAAGUUUGAAGGCCCGUCUGAAAUCCUGCGACUGAACAACCGCAUGGUGGACAAGAUCUGGACGCCGGACACUUUUUUCCGAAACUCCAAGAAGUCCAUUUCUCACAACAUGACCACGCCCAACAAACUGUUCCGAAUCAUGCAGAACGGCACCGUCCUCUACACCAUGAGACUGACAAUCACUUCGGAAUGUCCAAUGAGGCUUAUGGACUUCCCCAUGGACGGCCACGCGUGUCCCCUCAGGUUUGGAAGUUAUGCCUACACAAGCAGUGAAAUUAUUUUCACUUGGCGGAAGGGACCGGUAGCAUCGGUUGAUUGUCCUGCCGAGUCCAUGAGUCUUCUGCAGUAUGACCUGGUGGGACAGACGCUGUCCAGUGAGAUAUUCAAAUCAAACACAGGUCACUACUCUGUGCAGGUGGUCCAUUUCCACCUCCAGAGGAAGCUGGGCUACUACCUCAUCCAGACCUACAUCCCUCUCAUUAUGGUGGUGGUGCUGUCACAAGUGUCUUUUUGGAUCAACAAAGAGUCUGUUCCUGCACGCACAGUUGCUGGUAUCACAACAGUGCUGACCAUGACCACCUUGAGCAUCAGCGCCCGCGAGUCCCUUCCCAAAGUAGCCUAUGCCACGGCCAUGGAUUGGUUCAUCGCUGUGUGUUUUGCCUUCGUGGCGUCGGCUCUGGUGGAGUUUGCGGCAGUGAACUACCUCGCCACCCUGCAGGCCAACCGCCUGAAGAAGCAGAAGGUCAGACAAGACAAGCUGGAGGUGCUGGCUACCGGCAGCGAUGACGACAACUCUUUGCUGGACAGCUGCCCUCAGGAGGGCCUGACGAGGAGAAACCACUCAGUGUGUCGCAGCGAUCCAGGAGAUGCUCCGCCGCUGCCAAUUUUCCUCCAGCAGGGCUCCGCAUUUCCUCCCAUCCCACAGCUGGCCGGCACCAGCCCCAUCGACGAGUAUGCCCGCGUCCUCUUCCCGCUGACCUUCGCCCUCUUCAACCUGGUCUACUGGUACAUCUACUUGGCCAAGGACACCAUGGAGAGUGCCAGGGACGUGGUUCUUAGUAUCUAAGAGGACCUGGAAAAGGGCACGUGCCGCCGGAGAGACCUUCAGUACCCAGCCAGCCUGACUUCAACCCUCCUCUCUCUUUCUCUCCCUGUCUCCCUCUGUGUGUGUGUGUGUGUGUGUGUGUGUGAGAACAAGCCUUCAGCAGUCAGUCUGCUCUCAUCUGACAGAGGAAAUGAAUCAGAAACUCAUUUAUUCUCCUGCCGCACAUCUACUCAUUUCACAGGCUGUGACCACUGCCCACUUGUGUCCUGAUCAGCAGCUGAAGAGCUGCCCUUCACGGGCCUCAAUCACUCUAAAGCCUGCCACGUGCACACAACAACGUCUCGGGCCCCCUGGAACCAGACAGACGCCACAGACAUGCAGCACGCAUGACGCUCAGACACACGCUUAGAAACACAUCAAAAAGAAGUGCAUGAUAUAAUCUGUGAUGGCUGUAACGGGUGGUGAUGCAACAGUGAACCAAUGCUUUCAGAAGCCUGCCCUCUACAGAAGCACAGCUCCCACUACAACAAGAUCAAAGGCAAUUUAGAGGAGGCUCGCAUCCCUCCCUGCGGCUUCAGAAAUGUACUCAAACCUGAGAAAAUGAAUUGUGGGAUUGUGUUUUCCAUCCCACCAUCACACCUGCUCGGCCCGCUCCGGUGCUCCUUCUACAUUGUCAGAUCUACUGCAGGUCUUCUGGAAACAUUGCAGAGGAGAGUAGGAUGUAAUACCCAUGGGUGUUGAUGACACUCAUUUUCUAUUUUUGUACAGAUGCUGCAUGAUUGUGGGACCCAGAUGUUUGUCUGAAGCGUAAACCUCAAACGGUUGGAGUGUUGUCCUCUUUUCACCCAUUUAACACGCACACUGACAUGCAAGCUGAGGGAAUAAACUUGAUCUCAAGUUGACAUUUUGACCACUUAAACCCUUCAAUCCAUCCCAUCGUUUGACCUUGUAAGGAUAUACCAACUCAACUGCCAAGUGGUAAGAAAUAAAAAAUAAAAGAAAUUUCUAAAAUCAACACCGCUGUCGUUCCUUUCACUCCUGGCACAUACGCUUGCUUCUUCAUUACGCACAACCACUUGUCCCUUUAAUAUUUUUCUCUGCAAUGGAAAC